ACGUGAUGCCCGCUGAAGAAAUGAAUCUCUCAGUGAAUGGUCAGUCUCAAGUGCCUCCAGGAUUCCGUUUUCAUCCCACGGAGGAGGAGCUGCUGCAUUACUACUUGAGGAAGAAAGUGGCCUCCAAGAAGAUUGAUCUUGAUGUUAUUCGCGACGUGGAUCUUAACAAGCUUGAGCCCUGGGACAUUCAAGAGAGGUGCAGAAUAGGAUCCACCCCGCAAAAUGACUGGUACUUCUUCAGUCACAAGGACAAAAAGUACCCCACGGGGACUCGUACAAAUCGCGCAACUGCGGCUGGAUUCUGGAAGGCAACCGGUCGGGAUAAAGUCAUUUACAGCAACUCCAAACGAAUCGGAAUGAGGAAGACUCUUGUCUUCUAUAAAGGACGAGCCCCCCACGGACAGAAAUCAGAUUGGAUCAUGCAUGAAUAUCGACUAGAUGACAACGCCGCCACCAACGCCCAUGAUAUUGUUGUUCCUACCCAUGGCUCCAGUUUAGUAGGAGAUCCAACAAGUGCAGAAGAAGGGUGGGUCGUCUGCCGUGUUUUCAAGAAGAAAAAUUACCAUAAGGCUGUGGAAAGUUGCCAACAUUCAGCCGCCUCCAUGGAUUCGAGAAGUUUUGGGUACGAUAGUUCAGCUUCAGGUAACGAUGGCAUUCUCGACCGCAUCCUUGUAUACAUGGGCAGAACCUGUAAGCAGGAAAAUGGAGCAAUAAGUAGUGCUACUACUAGUCAUAUGUUCGACAGCAAUGAUGACAGUGAUAGCAUGCUACCCAUGAUCACUAAUGACCCAACGAACGCUAGUAGUAGUGCUAGCGCCCUCAUCAGCGAGGGACUUCUUCGUGCAAAGUUCAUGCAUCUUCCCGGGCUAGCAGACAAUAAUAAUAAUAAUAACAAUUCCUCAUCCUUCAGCCAACAAGAGGACUGCAGCUUUGGAGCUUGCGAGCAGUCUAUGUCUAUGAAUGAUAUCAUAGUAUCAAGAGAAACAGAGCCUUCAGUUAGCUGCACCAUGAUCAAUGGUCAGGAUGCCAACUGCAGCAGCAUAAACACCCCUGCCACUGCCGACGAUCAAGAUCCGAAAGUGGGUGGCGGGCUCAGUGACUGGGUUGCACUUGAUCGACUGGUGGCUUCGCAGCUCAACGGGGGGCAAGCAGCCGGGGAUGAUGAGGUCUUCUGCUUUCCUCUGGAGCAGGAGCAUCGGGGCGCAUAUUCAACGUCCAACCUCCGAUCAUCUGGCACCAGCAGUAGAAGUAGUAGUAGUAGACCAAAUCAUCAAGAAACCUCUCAAGUACUACUCUACGGGAUGGGCAACGAGGUCGACUUUUGGAGCUUUGCUCGAUCCUCCUCAUCAUCGUCUUCUGACCCUUUGUGCCACCUGUCUGUAUAACUAAUUUAGUAACUUUACUACUAGUCAAUUAGAUUAGUAGCCAGCAGUAUGCAUCCAUAUAUGAGCAACACACUACGCUCCUCCUAAGUCCGAUCUGUCAUAAUUCAUGUGCAUGGCUUUCUACGUACGUACGUUGCAUCCACAGACUAGUGAGUCAAACAGGGUUUGAUACGUACAACAUAGAUGAUACCAUAAAAGCAGUACUCUGUUGUAGUUUGAUGAUACAUAUAUGAUGGAGUGGAGUGGAGUGGAGUGGAGUGGGCUAUAGGUGUGGUGUAUACAUCAAUGAUGGUAUAUAUUGGUAGUUUUUUGU
Messenger RNA from Coffea eugenioides, 1698 nucleotides. RefSeq names its product NAC domain-containing protein 12. Lineage: Eukaryota; Viridiplantae; Streptophyta; Magnoliopsida; Gentianales; Rubiaceae. The record is from RefSeq and is a predicted model, not a curated record. Bases 6 to 1385 code for a protein of 459 amino acids. The transcript has 3 exons. Gene Ontology annotation, molecular function: DNA binding. Gene Ontology annotation, biological process: regulation of DNA-templated transcription.